Lodderomyces theae is the source of this 2307-nucleotide messenger RNA. RefSeq lists its product as uncharacterized. The coding region runs from base 1 to 2307 and encodes 768 amino acids. The transcript has a single exon. Lineage: Eukaryota; Fungi; Ascomycota; Pichiomycetes; Serinales; Debaryomycetaceae. The record is from RefSeq and is a predicted model, not a curated record.
AUGAACCAAAAUGACAUGGUGGUAAACUCAAUGAUUCCAGAAGGUAAGCAAUCAAACAGCAGUAGCCGACGUGUUUCGCGUGAACUUGACCUCGAACUUGAUUUACGACUGGUAUCAAGUACUGAAUCCGUGGGGCACUCACCACCAACCCACGAUAUGUCUAGCCCCUUCAUCGAGGAUCCACUACCCACCCGCAAAGCUAAAGGGAGCUUUUCUCAAGGCGGACUAUUCGAAAACAAAGACACCUCUGAGGGGUCUAACCCCACGAGUCUGAAACUGCUAAGUAAACCACACAGUGAUGCCGGACUCGGCAAGUCUUCACCCGUUAAGAAUGAAUCCUUUGUUGAUAAUUCUCUUGAAGAUGCCAGUCAUUUACACCAAACUCCGAUAAAGUUGAGCAAUAACAAUGUGUCACCAUGGAGACAAUUUCGACCUCCUAGUAAUUUGAGCAUGUUGCAAAAUUCAUCAACAAUUUUCAACAAUAAGCCAGAUUUAAAGUAUGGUCUACCCAACCCAAACUCAGCUGCAUCAGAAAUGAGCACCAAGUCCGAAAUAAAGAAGCUCAAUGACGAGAUAUACAAUUACCAAGUCAAGGUCAAAAUGAUGGCGGAUUUUUUGCGAGAUCUCAUUGCCAAGGGGAGUUUCGACACCAGCGAGAUACGGCUGAUAAUAGCUGAUGUGGAUAUCAAGCCAGUGCAACUUCCACUGUUGCAAGAAAAGCGAAUCCAAGAACUCGAAGCUGACAAGAAAGAGUGUCUUGAAAUCAUAAACGAAUUGCAAAUAAAUCUUGAAAGUUUUGAAAGCUGUGCCAACAAGCAAAGCGCAGAAUUGGACUACUUGAACAGUGUCCAUCGUCAGUGUUUAAGUCUAAUUAAGAAAUUUGCCGAUUAUUUGCGCCAAGAUGAGAGGCUAUCAAACUGGAGGAGCAGUUUAGAUCAACAGUUGGCCACAUCGCUUGACGAGCAAGUGGAACAUCUUGUUCACAUUGCGCAAGAUGCUAUGAUUGCAAUGAUCAAUAAAAAGGAUCAAGUGUCACAGAACAUAAGCUCACCACUAACUCCACCAGGAACGAAUUACGAACUGGAUAGCACAACGAAUUUGAUCCACGAAGUAGAACAUUUGAAAAUGGAGAAUAAAGAUAUUUCAGAAAGAUAUGAGUCCACGUUGAAUAAACUAAAUGACAGAGAACAAGAAGUGCAAGAGUUGCAAAGACAGCUUAAAAUUGCAAAUGCGUCCAAUAUGGAAUCCAAACAAUUGUUUGAAUCUGUAGAUAAAGAACACAAUGACAAAUUGAUGUACCUACAGUCUAAAAUUGACCAACUAGAGAAUGAUACUGGAGAAGAGGGACCUCAAAAUGCAUUGCCUAGCAGCAAGGACACAGUGUCGCAGACUCAAUAUGACAGUCUAAUGAUACAACACCAAGAUCUCCAAAACGCAUAUGCAUCACUAUUGGAGGAACUAAACGCACUUCGAGAAUCUUCUGCAUCUCGCCACACUCCAGUGGAAGAGGAGAAAGAAGAGCAACACAGUGCAAACCUGGAAACAACAUAUCUCAGCGAACAAACAAACAGAGAGAGUGCAGUUCGAGAAGAUUUAAAUCGUGCCAUGAAGCAGCAACAGUUACACGAAGCCGAGCAAGCUCAAAUGUCGUUUAUCGUAUCCACCAUAAGAAAGGAGAAUGAAGAGCUACGAUCAAGAGUGAAGAAGAUGACUGACUUGGUUACCUACACCGAGUCCAGCGGAAAGGAGGAGGUGCUCAAACGGUUGUCAGUGAUGGAGUUUCAAUUUAAGGAUUUGCUUAAAUUCGACUUGGGCGAAUUUCAAAAGUUGAUACAGUCAUUCAAUAAAGUAGCCGAGGAUGAGUCGUUACUCAACCCAAUAAGGAGAUACGAGAGGAUCAAGAAAGCCCUUGUUGUUGAUCUUGAUGAAAGCAGUACUCGAACUUUGAGAGACAACCACAAGUCCAUGUUUGAAUAUUUUGUUCGUGCAACUGACAUCUUGAUUAACAACUAUGUGAGGUUGUUGCUAGCGGAAGAUGAGACACAACACGCAGAAGUAUUGAAGAAACAAGUGACAAAACUCAAGGAGCAAAAUGCAAUUUUAAGAAGGGAAUUAGAGGACUUGCAAAGAGCGAGGUCAAUGUCCUUUGAAGUUGAGUCUCAGCCACCGAAUUCGCAGUUGAGAUUAACUGAAAUGAGACGAAAGUGGAAGGCAGAGCGAGAAAGACGCAUAAUGGAGGACAAAGAAGCUCAAAAGCGAUAUAAUGAAUUGAGAAAUGAACUUUCUGGUGCGGGAUUCGAGCUGUGA